AUGGCUAAGCUGUGUGUUGUAGACCAUCAACCGUUUUCGUCGGGCUAUAGUACCUUUCCGGUGCCUAGCUGCGAUGCCACCCGAAGUAAGCACGGGGACGGAGAUACUGCUAGGUUGCCCAAGCCUAGACAUGAGAAGUCGCGAGGCGGAGGUCAAGUUCGAACCACGAACUUCCGGCUUGGACAACCUGGCACUAUCCCAGACCUCAUGCUUCUUACUGGUGGCAUGGCAGGUAGGCACCGGAAGGGUGCUACAGCUGAACGAUUCGAUACCACACACAAGACCUUACUCUAUGCGUAG
Molecule: messenger RNA, 300 nt
Organism: Opisthorchis viverrini
Lineage: Eukaryota; Metazoa; Platyhelminthes; Trematoda; Opisthorchiida; Opisthorchiidae
Exons: 2
Coding region: 1-300 (99 amino acids)
Source: RefSeq, a predicted model, not a curated record